AUGCUGCAGGUUCUGCAAUGUAUGCUGCAUUGCGCAGAUCUGAACAGUCCCACCAAGCCCUUUGAAAUCUACAAACAGUGGACAUUCGGAGUGAUGGAGGAGUUCUUUAAGCAAGGCGACAAGGAGAAGGAACUUGGGAUCGAAAUCAGCGCCAUGUGUGAUCGAGACUCUGUUGUGGUAGACAAAGCUCAAAUUGGAUUCAUCGAUUUUGUAAUUCAUCCCCUAUGGGAUACGUGGUGUGAUUUGGUUCAUCCCGCUGGUGAAAAUAUUCUGGAAACCCUCGACGCUAAUCGUGAUUUCAUCCUCAACGAAUCGCCCUUCAAAGAAUUCGAAAUGAAGGCUAAGGAAAAAGGAAGCGCCUUAACAGCAAACGCCCAAAAAUGA
Messenger RNA from Rodentolepis nana, 384 nucleotides. The record is from the annotation of a GenBank genome assembly. NCBI's taxonomy places the organism in Eukaryota, Metazoa, Platyhelminthes, Cestoda, Cyclophyllidea, Hymenolepididae.